Molecule: messenger RNA, 777 nt
Organism: Eufriesea mexicana
Lineage: Eukaryota; Metazoa; Arthropoda; Insecta; Hymenoptera; Apidae
Gene: SmB
Product: small ribonucleoprotein particle protein SmB
Exons: 3
Coding region: 124-777 (217 amino acids)
Biological process (GO): mRNA splicing, via spliceosome
Cellular component (GO): U5 snRNP; U1 snRNP; U4 snRNP
Molecular function (GO): snRNP binding; RNA binding
Source: RefSeq, a predicted model, not a curated record
AUAACAAUUUCGUUUGGCAUAGUCGAUUAACAUUUAUUUUCUACUGUUUAUAGUUGUUUAAGAAAUAAUUAAAAUAUAACAAUUUGCUCGUAACUCUUUUUAGUGUUAAAAGAGACAACGAACAUGACGAUUGGUAAAAACAAUAAGAUGCUACAGCAUAUCAAUUAUAGAGUGAGAAUUAUUUUGCAAGAUUCAAGGACAUUUAUAGGCACAUUUAAAGCUUUUGAUAAACAUAUGAACUUGAUACUUGGUGAUUGUGAAGAGUUUCGUAAGAUAAAACCGAAGAAUACAAAGCAACCAGAAAGAGAAGAUAAACGUGUAUUGGGCUUUGUACUCUUAAGAGGAGAAAAUAUUGUUUCUUUAACUGUGGAAGGUCCUCCAGCUCCUGAAGAAGGAUUGCCUAGAGUACCUAUUCCUGGUGCUGCACCUGGACCUGGUAUGGGUCGUGCUGCUGGGCGAGGUAUGCCUGCUAAUGUUGCUGGAGUACCAGCUGGCUUACAAGGUCCUGUUAGAGGCGUUGGUGGACCUUCACAACAAAUAAUGACACCAGGCGGUAGGGGUCAAGUAUCUGCACCACCGCAAAUGCAUCCAGGUGGUCCUCCACGUAUGCCAGUUGGAGGUCCUCCACCUGGAAUGAUGGGCCCACCACCUGGCAUGAUGGGUAAAUUUUGUGGAAUGCCACCUAUGGGACGUGGAGGUCCACCAAUGGGUCCACCUGGAAUGAGAGGUCCACCUCCAGGUAUGAUGCGUGGCGGACCACCUCCUCGUCCAUAUUAA